AUACACUAAAAAUGCCCGAAUAUGUUUCACUUCCGCAUGUACAGAUAAAUGCAGUAAAUUUGAAUUUCCAAUUAAAUUGAUAAAUAAUAAUGAAGAGAUGCCCGCAGAGCUAAGUGAAUUGCUGUGUCGCGCUUGUCUAAAGCAAGACGAGCUAUUGGUGGACAUCUACGAGCAUGUGGAGGAGCAGCAGACAGACUUAUGCACAUUGCUCGAACGCUGUGGCGAAAUUAAAGUGGAUAAGUGGGAUGCAUAUCCAAAGUAUUUGUGCCAGGAGUGUACAAAGGAGCUGCUCAUCUCUGCCAAGUUCCGCGACAAAUGCGCAGCAACGGAGGAAGAACUGCGGAAAAGAACUGCAGAGCGGUUGGAGGAUGAGGAGGCAGCAAUGGCUAUAAACGUGCUGGGAGCCGAGGACCUGGUGGUAGAUGAAGAUGAAGAGCAGACCAUAAGUGCAGAUGAUAUAAUUGAAUUCGAUCCCAGUGAGAAUGUUGAGUUCUACGAAGAAUGCGAGACGGAGGAGCCAACAGAAGAAACAGUGCUGUCUGUGGAUACAUCAGAUAAAGAGAAGCGACUAGAGAAACCAUCAUAUGCCAACUUCAGUUGCGAUGACUGCGGCGCAAGCUUUCACCAGGCGGCCACGUUGCAGCGGCACCUCGGCAAAGUGCAUCCCGCUGCAGAGAUAUUCAGCUGCACUCGAUGUGACCAUGGCUUUACACAGCAAAUCAAUUUGGAGAAGCACAGCUGCAGUGGAUCCGAGGCACCUGCCCCUGAUAUGCGUUCACGGCAUCGUUGCACGCACUGCGGCAAGUGCAUGCAGUCCGCAUCCAGCCUAAUCAUUCAUUUGCGCCUUCACAAUGGAGAGCGACCCUUUGCCUGCGACGCUUGCCCGAAGACUUUCAAAACAAACGGCGGACUUGUAAUCCACCAAAAGCGGCAUCUGAAGCUCCUGGAAUACGAGUGCGAGUACUGCGGCAAAGGCUUCGUGGAGUCCAGCAAUCUGCGCCGGCACAUUGCCUCAUUGCAUACGCAGGAGCGACCACACACCUGCACCGUCUGCCAGCGCACCUUUUCCCGCGUCUAUCUGCUUGAGCUGCACAAGCGCACUCACACGGGCGAGCGCCCAUAUGCCUGCUCUCACUGCGAUCGCAGCUUUGCCCAGUUGAGUGUGCUCCGCACUCACGAGCGCAUCCAUUCGGGCGAGCGGCGCCACAGCUGCAGCAUCUGCCAGAAGACCUUCAGUCGCCUCAUUCAGCUGAAGAGGCAUCAACUCAAGUCCUGCCAGUCUGCGGCUACAACAGCCUCUGUAGAGCUCCGUUCCUAGCUCGUAGAUUACAUAUACUAGAAUGAUCAAUUGAGCUCAAGCUACUGGGCAAAUACAUUGCAAUUAACUAGGUUUAAGUUGAACGUUUUGUUAACCUAAGAGCAAACAAUGUUACUUAGUCGUCAAUCAAGAUUAGUUUUAAAGUCAAUAUUAAAUAUUUUGAAUACAUUGGACGUAUAGUAAGAUUAAUGUACUUUUAUUUAAUACAAUAUUUAUUUAUAUUGAGAUAUUCAGCUAUUCAUAAAAGUCAAACAUUAAAGAUGAUAUGAUUAUUUAUUAAUAACCAA
Messenger RNA from Drosophila mojavensis, 1605 nucleotides. RefSeq names its product zinc finger protein 43. The record is from RefSeq and is a predicted model, not a curated record. The coding region runs from base 98 to 1318 and encodes 406 amino acids. Gene Ontology annotation, molecular function: DNA-binding transcription factor activity; RNA polymerase II cis-regulatory region sequence-specific DNA binding; zinc ion binding. Gene Ontology annotation, cellular component: nucleus. Gene Ontology annotation, biological process: regulation of transcription by RNA polymerase II. The transcript has 2 exons. Lineage: Eukaryota; Metazoa; Arthropoda; Insecta; Diptera; Drosophilidae.